Molecule: messenger RNA, 1464 nt
Organism: Penicillium waksmanii
Lineage: Eukaryota; Fungi; Ascomycota; Eurotiomycetes; Eurotiales; Aspergillaceae
Gene: trm5
Product: tRNA (guanine) methyltransferase
Exons: 4
Coding region: 1-1464 (487 amino acids)
Biological process (GO): mitochondrial tRNA methylation; tRNA N1-guanine methylation
Cellular component (GO): mitochondrial matrix; cytoplasm
Source: RefSeq, a predicted model, not a curated record
AUGUCGAAGCCGUCGAAGAACGACGACCCGCGCACCCAGGUCACCCGCGAACUGCCCGUCAUGUUCCGCCCACCCGUGAACCGGGCAAUGCGGACCCUCGACCGAUCAUUCUUCCGCAAGACAGUGCCCCUCACUUCAGCUCGGAUCUUCCAGAAUUCCGAGAUCUCGCGCGUGCGCAAGGAAUUGGCCACCGCUAAGGAUCUUCUUGCUUUGCCGCGACUGUCGAGUGUGCAGGAGAUUCCAGACCAGGAUGGGACGGUACGGAAGGCGCUUUUGUUAAGGGAGACGGUUAAACAUGAUGACAAGUCAACGUGGUCGCCCAAGAUUACCGAACUCGUUGAGAAGGGAACUGUGGCCGUGGGACCGUUCGAGCUGGCAUUGGAUUAUGAUUAUUGGAGCUAUGCUGAAAUCAUGAGCGCUAUUCUCCCCGAGCAGGAAAACGCAGAGGUCCCUCAGGGCUUCACACAGGUGGGGCAUGUUUUACAUCUGAACCUCCGCGAACACUGGCUCCCAUUCAAGACCCUCAUUGCCGAAGUUCUCAAAGACAAAAACCCCACCGUCCGAACAGUCAUCAACAAGACCGAAGAUGUCGGCUCGCACAGCCAAUUCCGCACAUUCCCCUUCGAACUUCUAGCCGGCGAGAACGACCUGAACGUCGUCCAGCACGAACAAGAUUGCGAGUUCCACUUCGACUACGCCCGCGUAUACUGGAACAGCCGUCUGGAAACCGAGCACCGCCGACUCGUGGAGAAGUUCCGCCCCGGACAGAUGGUCUGCGAUGUCAUGGCUGGCGUUGGUCCCUUUGCCGUACCAGCCGGCAAGAAGAGAAUCUUCGUGUGGGCGAAUGACCUGAAUCCUCACGGGUAUGAGGUUAUGACAGACGCUGUACAGCGCAACAAGGUCAAGGACUUCGUCACUCCACACAACAAGGACGGACGGGACUUCAUCCGCGAUUCAGCGAAACAGCUUCUCGAGGCCGAGCCUGUGACUGUGACGAUUCAGCCCAAGGGCGGACGGAGGGACAAGAAAAGAAAGGCAGACGGCAGCCAAGACCUUCAGCCUCCGUCUCAACCUCAACCUCCCGCCCUGGUCUACCAGCGUCCCUCAGUCGUGGACCACUACGUAAUGAACCUCCCCGCGACAGCAAUUGAAUUCCUCGACGCUUUCCAGGGGGUGUAUGCAGGCCAGGAAUCCCAGUUUGCGCCUCACACGGAGCAAAAACUACCCAUGGUGCACGUCUACUGUUUCUCUGGACACUCGGAGAACGAGGUCGAUGACCAUGUAGAUAUCUGCGAGCGCAUCUCCGAGCGCAUUGGGUAUACGAUCACGCCAGAGGACCGUGUUGAUGGCAGCGGUAAUGCGGCGAUCGAACUUGCUAUCUUUAAUGUGCGACUGGUCAGUCCGAAGAAGCAGAUGUUCUGUGCUAGUUUCCGGAUUCCGCCUGAGGUUGCUUUUCGGAAGUAG